Messenger RNA from Phlebotomus argentipes, 1323 nucleotides. Its product is annotated as sin3 histone deacetylase corepressor complex component SDS3. Lineage: Eukaryota; Metazoa; Arthropoda; Insecta; Diptera; Psychodidae. The transcript has 3 exons. Gene Ontology annotation, biological process: negative regulation of transcription by RNA polymerase II. Gene Ontology annotation, cellular component: Sin3-type complex. Gene Ontology annotation, molecular function: histone deacetylase binding. The record is from RefSeq and is a predicted model, not a curated record. The coding region runs from base 114 to 1163 and encodes 349 amino acids.
AGAGCGCGUUACAGGGCAUUGAGAGGGCGGCCAUAAAGUGCGUGUGUUUACUCGCAACCUUCGAAGAAUAAUCAGUGUUUCCCGGAGGUGCAAGUACAAUUUUCCCGAGGAAAAUGUCCUACCAGAACUCCCCCUACUACUCUGCAAACACCAACGAGGACUUUGAGUACGAAUACGAUCCGUCGUAUGAUUUCAUUGACCAGGAGAAUGACAGUGAAGAAGGUGAUACAUUCUCUGGCACUUUUCCCCCAAUUUCCACCCAUCUGGGCCAAUAUUUCCGCAAUUUUCUAGACACUGAGGAGGCCAGUGAGACAGAUCUAGCCCCACACCAGCGGAACCAGGAUGAACCCGUGGAAAUCAAGGAGCAGAUGUACCAAGACAAGCUGUCGAAUCUUAAGAAGCAGCUGGAGGAGCUGAAGAACGGCUCACACGCGGAACUGGUGAGGCGCGUGAAGAAGCUCGAGUAUCAGUACAAAGAGCGCCUCCGCCUCAAUGAGAUUUAUCGGGACUACCUGGUGGAGUGCGUGGAGAGAGACUACAUCCUGGAGAAGAAGGCGGCGGUGAAGGAGUUCGAGGAGAAGAAGACAGAUCUCAAGGAGAAUCUCCUCACAGACUUCGAGGACAGGCGGAAGAUGAUUGAAUCUGAGCACAACAGCAUGGAACUUACCAGUGACUCGAUGGAGGUGAAGCCUACAGUUACGAGGAAGCUGCGAAGGAGGCCCAACGAGCCUAUUCCCGUGGUGGAGAAGCGCCGGAAGCCCACAAAUGGUCAACUUGUGCUAUUGCUGGACGAAAAGGAUGUGGAGAACGAUUUGAAGUUGAUCAGUCGUGGCAAGGCGAUGACACCAAUGAGGCCACCGUCUCUGCCCAAUAAUGGCAUCCCCACGAGUCCUGCCGCGAUUCCUGCAUCGCAUCACGAGACUCCGCCAGUUGUCGAGGCGAAGAUUGAGGAUGGGAAGCUCCUCUAUGAACGCCGGUGGUUUCAUCGCGGCCAGCCGGUGUUCGUCGAGGGGAAAGACUUCCACAGGUUCCCAGCCACAAUCUCAGCCAUCGGGAAUGACACGAUCUGCGUGAAGAAGCUGACGGAUGCUGGCAGUAAAUUCAAGAUCAACACAUCUCAUCUGAGUCAGGGGAAGGUGUCUAUCAAGAGGAGAGCCAAUUGAGGCCGAUUUUCCAGGGAGUUUUCCAGACACACGGAGUCACAGCGUCGCAGCAGGAGAGCUCCUUUGUAGGAUAGUACAAUCAUUCUCAAUAUGACAUGUAUGGCAGGGAGGAGAGAACAUUAAACAUUUGGGCAAUGUAGAGCCCUAAACUCUAUGGAAA